GGACUGCACUCUCACGUCUCCCCCGCCACUCUCCACAAGCUCCAGAGCUUCAGCUCCAGCGCACCGAGCAGCAGCCCCAGCGCACACCGGCAGACGCGCCUCCUCCCCGGGGAACGCAACAAGCAACGCGCCGCCGUCACACGCAUCUCUCCCGGAUUCUGCGACGCCGACGAGCACACUUCUGAAUUUUUACUGCGAAUCUUCCCAAAACAGACAGAAAAAUGGACGAAAAGGUGUGUAAAGAACUAGACCAGUGGAUCGAACAGCUCAACGAAUGCAAGCAGCUGACAGAGGGACAAGUCAAGACACUAUGUGAAAAGGCUAAAGAGAUCCUGACCAAAGAGUCCAACGUCCAGGAUGUGACGUGUCCGGUGACGGUGUGUGGAGACGUGCACGGACAGUUUCACGACCUCAUGGAGCUGUUUAAAAUCGGGGGGAAGUCUCCAGACACAAACUACCUGUUCAUGGGCGACUACGUGGACCGCGGAUACUACUCCGUGGAGACGGUCACUCUGCUCGUAGCACUAAAGGUCCGGUAUCGCGAGCGCAUCACCAUCCUCAGAGGGAACCAUGAGUCUCGACAGAUCACACAGGUCUACGGCUUCUACGACGAGUGUCUGAGAAAAUACGGGAACGCAAACGUGUGGAAGUACUUCACCGACCUGUUCGACUACCUGCCCCUCACAGCACUCGUGGACUCUCAGAUUUUCUGUCUUCAUGGAGGCCUGUCCCCGUCCAUAGACACUUUAGACCACAUCAGAGCUCUGGACCGCCUACAGGAAGUCCCACACGAAGGUCCCAUGUGCGACUUGCUGUGGUCAGACCCGGACGAUCGAGGGGGUUGGGGUAUCUCUCCUCGGGGGGCAGGCUACACGUUUGGACAGGACAUUUCGGAGACGUUCAACCACGCCAACAGACUCACGCUGGUGUCCCGCGCUCAUCAGCUCGUCAUGGAGGGUUACAACUGGUGCCAUGAGAGAAACGUUGUGACGAUAUUUAGUGCUCCUAAUUACUGCUAUCGCUGCGGAAACCAGGCGGCAAUUAUGGAGUUGGACGAUACUUUAAAAUACUCUUUCUUACAGUUUGACCCAGCACCGCGCAGAGGAGAGCCACACGUCACACGCCGAACCCCCGACUACUUCCUGUAACGAAUUCAUGUGACCCCCUCCCUGUGCAGUGCAAUCCGCCAUAAUGCAAAACCCCCACUGAACUCGGCUUUAAAGGGCCCAUAUUACUGAUCUGUAUUCUAAUGUCGUUUCCUCAUCACAAACAGACCUGGAGUUGUGUUUUGCUUCAUUUACACAUGUUUAACAAACCCUGCAUGUAGGCUGAGUUCUUCUCUCAAACAGAAAACUCUCCACCUUGUGAUGUCAUGGGGUAAUAUGGGAAGUGCUCCACUGUGUUUUUAAACUCCAUAUAUCUUCACUAGAAUCAUUUAGAUCAUUUUGUCCCUGGAAUUGCCAGUCUCUACUGAACUAAAAGUAAAAGGAGCUCUUGAAAACUACCACUUCAUGACAUCACAAUGUGGAACAGAGCAUUUUGAGCUUUGGAGCUGCUGACAGGCUACUAAUAAAUUGUUACCCAAACGUGUGAAUGAAACAAAACACAAGUUCAAGUAUGUUUUAACAAUAUUCUAACAUGGCUUAAAGCUCACAAGAGUCAAUUUUGUGUAAUAUAGGACCUUUAAAGAACAAACAAAUGAAAAAGGGGGACAGCAGGGCACACGGGCCACGUUCAGUUUCUCUUCACUUACCUCCUCCAAGCCUUAAAAAGAUGUUGGUGCCAGUAAAAUUGCAAUGAAGGACAGCUAAGAAUCCUACGGUACAAUUUGUCUUUUAACUUGAGCUGGUUUAUGGUUCAUAUCUCUUUAAUUACUGGCCGUUUACAUAAGAUUAUUUAUUUUAAUCUGGAUAGUUAUAUUUACAAUGGGUUAUGGUUUCGGGUUUGGAGGAGGAAAAAAACUGAAACAGAAAUUGGAUGUGCCCCAAAUUCACACAAAGAUUUACAUUGUCCUCCAUUGAUACAGACUCCUCUAUAAGUUCACUUUGUGUUUUGGUACAGCAGUCAUUUAUGAGCUAAACUAGGUAUUAGACCAGGUACUAAACUGGGACUAAACUGGGUACUAAACCAGGACUAGAUUAGGGACUAAGACACUAGACCAGGGACUACUUUCUGUUAUGGUAUAGUAGAGGCAAAGGAGAAAAAUUCGUUUGAUCAGCCAUGAAUUCUACGUGGCUGACUGAGGGAUUCUUCACACAUGGUAUAGCAGACUUAGUUCAUGAAUCACUACUACUAGACCAAGUACUAGAUCAGGUACUAGACAAGCUACCAGACCAACACCAAAUCAGGGACUACUUUAUUUUAUAGUAUGGAACUAUAUAUUCAAGAACUAAACUAGAAAUAGAUGGAGUACUUAGACCAGGGACUAUUUUGUGUUCUAUUAUAGCUGUGAUACAAGAACUAGACUAAAACUAAACUAGGACUAAACUAAAUGCCAGAUUGGGUAAUAGGCCAUGGAUUUAAAGGAGGGACUGAACCAAGUCUUGACUGGGGACUAGACCAGAGACAAAGAUAUAAAAUAAAAAUGGUACUAAUAUUUGUGACCCUCAUUCAUUUAAACUUAUAAUUGGAAAAAAAAGUCUUUAGUAUUAUUUUUCCCACUAAGAAGCACUUUAAUCAAAUCUUUGCUUGUCUUGAAAUGGCAGCAGUGUGAAUGGAGGGCUUUGUAUUUGAAAAUCUCGUGUGUGUCUCUUGGAGCAGACCGUGCCAUAAUCAGUCCAAAAUUCUUGAGAAAAAGUCUUGAGAAAAUGUCUUCUUCAAAAGUUGAGAUGAAUAAAAUACGACCUUAUAUGACUAAAAUGGCCCCUGAUUGGCCAUGGCCUCUUUAUCUUGAGUUAAACUGUUUGCACUUUUGUAAAUGAGAAAAAAAAAAGAAAUGUAAAAUAUGUCAAAAAUAGAAAGCAGAAUAUGACACUAUGGAUGUUUUUCUUCUUAAUUUGUAUUUUUAAAAGAUAAAUCGAAGCCCCGUAUCGCUGGUUUUACACAUUGUUCCUACGUUCUGUACCUUUUGUUAGACAGCUCCACUCAGCAUGGUGUGUUUUAUUGAAGAAAUCAUUCAGAACUCACUCUGAACUUCUGUAUUUAAUCACAUCAUUUCAAUAAUAAACUCAAAGGUGGCUCAUCUGUG
Messenger RNA from Boleophthalmus pectinirostris (great blue-spotted mudskipper), 3187 nucleotides. Its product is annotated as serine/threonine-protein phosphatase 2A catalytic subunit beta isoform-like. NCBI's taxonomy places the organism in Eukaryota, Metazoa, Chordata, Actinopteri, Gobiiformes, Gobiidae. Gene Ontology annotation, molecular function: protein serine/threonine phosphatase activity. Bases 222 to 1148 code for a protein of 308 amino acids. The record is from RefSeq and is a predicted model, not a curated record. Gene Ontology annotation, cellular component: cytosol. The transcript has 7 exons. Gene Ontology annotation, biological process: peptidyl-serine dephosphorylation; mitotic cell cycle.